Messenger RNA from Anastrepha obliqua, 2655 nucleotides. It is a transcript of the gene Hsp83, whose product is annotated as heat shock protein 83. The record is from RefSeq and is a predicted model, not a curated record. Gene Ontology annotation, biological process: cellular response to heat; protein stabilization; protein folding. Gene Ontology annotation, molecular function: ATP binding; ATP-dependent protein folding chaperone; disordered domain specific binding. NCBI's taxonomy places the organism in Eukaryota, Metazoa, Arthropoda, Insecta, Diptera, Tephritidae. The transcript has 2 exons. Gene Ontology annotation, cellular component: perinuclear region of cytoplasm; protein-containing complex; plasma membrane. Bases 150 to 2297 code for a protein of 715 amino acids.
CAUCAGUUGGAUUGAAAAAAUACGCUUAUAAACAUUAUUGCGCGGAGCUACUGUAAAAGUGUACAUACUUAUUGCAUUAUUUUUGCAAGUGACUAAUAAAGUAAUUUGAAUACAUUUUGCUUGAAAGUUAAUCAAAUAAUAUAGAAAAGAUGCCAGAUGAAGUGGAAACUUUUGCUUUUCAAGCUGAAAUUGCUCAGCUUAUGUCGUUGAUCAUCAACACAUUUUAUUCGAACAAAGAAAUUUUCCUUCGUGAGUUGAUCUCCAACGCAUCCGAUGCACUGGACAAAAUCCGUUACGAGUCGCUGACUGACCCCACAAGGUUGGACAGUGGUAAAGAGCUGUACAUCAAGCUGAUCCCCAACAAGACUGCUGGUACCUUGACUAUUAUUGAUACCGGUAUUGGUAUGACCAAAUCAGAUUUGAUCAACAAUCUGGGUACUAUUGCCAAAUCUGGCACAAAAGCAUUCAUGGAAGCGUUGCAGGCUGGCGCUGACAUUUCGAUGAUUGGUCAAUUUGGUGUUGGUUUCUACUCUGCCUACUUGGUUGCUGAUAAAGUCACUGUUACUUCAAAGCACAACGAUGAUGAGCAAUACAUUUGGGAAUCAUCGGCCGGUGGCUCAUUCACGGUGAAACUAGACAACACCGAACCUUUGGGACGUGGUACCAAGAUCGUUUUAUACAUCAAAGAAGAUCAAACUGAAUACUUGGAGGAAAGCAAAAUCAAAGAGGUAGUGAACAAACACUCUCAAUUUAUUGGGUAUCCCAUUAAGAUGGUGGUUGAAAAGGAGCGUGAGAAGGAGGUAAGCGACGAUGAAGCUGAAGAUGACAAGAAGGAAGAAGAAAAGAAAGAUAUGGACACCAAUGAACCUAAAAUUGAAGAUGUCGGUGAGGAUGAAGAUGCUGAUAAAGACAAGGACAAGAAAAAGAAGAAGACUGUUAAGGUGAAAUACACCGAAGAUGAGGAAUUGAACAAAACGAAGCCCAUCUGGACCCGCAACCCUGAUGAUAUCUCACAUGAGGAAUAUGGCGAAUUUUACAAAUCUCUCACCAAUGAUUGGGAGGAUCAUUUGGCCGUGAAGCACUUCUCUGUUGAAGGUCAACUGGAAUUCCGUGCUUUACUCUUCAUCCCCCGCCGUACACCAUUUGAUUUGUUCGAGAAUCAGAAGAAACGCAAUAACAUAAAAUUGUACGUACGUCGUGUCUUCAUUAUGGACAACUGUGAAGAGCUCAUUCCCGAGUACUUGAACUUCAUCAAGGGUGUGGUCGACUCUGAAGAUUUGCCACUGAAUAUUUCUCGUGAAAUGCUUCAACAAAACAAAGUAUUGAAAGUGAUUCGCAAAAAUUUGGUAAAGAAGACCAUGGAAUUAAUUGAAGAAAUUACUGAAGACAAGGAAUUGUACAAGAAGUUCUAUGAGCAGUUCUCCAAGAAUCUGAAAUUGGGUGUGCAUGAAGAUAGUAAUAAUCGUGCCAAGCUUGCAGACUUCCUGCGUUAUCAGACAUCAGCGUCUGGUGAUGAUGCCGCCUCGUUGGCCGAUUACGUAUCACGUAUGAAGGAGAACCAGAAACACAUUUAUUUCAUCACUGGUGAAUCCAAGGAACAAGUGAGCAACUCAGCUUUCGUCGAACGUGUUAAGGCUCGUGGUUUUGAAGUAAUUUACAUGACUGAACCGAUUGACGAAUAUGUCAUCCAACACUUGAAGGAAUACAAGGGCAAACAGUUGACAUCCGUUACAAAGGAGGGCUUGGAGCUACCUGAAGAUGAAGCCGAGAAGAAAAAGCGCGAGGAAGAUAAGGCGAAGUUCGAAAGUCUUUGCAAACUGAUGAAGUCAAUUUUGGACAACAAAAUUGAAAAGGUGGUCGUGUCUAACCGUUUGGUUGAGUCGCCUUGUUGCAUUGUCACAUCUCAGUUUGGUUGGUCCGCAAACAUGGAACGUAUCAUGAAGGCACAAGCGUUGCGUGACACCUCAACUAUGGGCUACAUGGCAGGCAAGAAACAUUUGGAAAUCAAUCCUGAACAUCCAAUCAUCGAAACCUUACGUCAAAAGGCUGAUGCUGACAAGAACGAUAAAGCCGUCAAAGAUUUGGUUAUCUUACUAUUCGAGACUGCUCUGUUGUCGUCCGGGUUCUCACUCGAUAGCCCACAAGUGCACGCUUCCCGUAUUUACCGUAUGAUCAAACUUGGUCUUGGUAUCGAUGAAGAAGAACCUAUGGCAACUGAGGAUACUCAGAGCGGUGGUGAUGCUCCCCCACUGGUUGAUGAUACCGAAGACGCUUCACAUAUGGAAGAAGUCGAUUAAAUGCAGUAUUGACAUUAAUUCAACCGUUCGAGACUUUAAUACAAUUUGCUAGCUUUUUUUUAUUUGAUAAGUUCUACAUAAUUUUGAAUUCGCCUUGGCGAAUAUAUCUCAAAUCGUCGACAUUGCGUCGACUACUAUUUUUUGGUUGAAUUUGUAGGGAUCGAAACAAGUUCUCAUUUGUUGUCGCGUUUUAAGCGGCUAUUAUACAUCCCACUGGAUUUCGAAAAUGAAAUUUGUAUGGAGUGCGUGGAAAUUACAUAUGUAGAAAUGAAUGUUCAAAUCGGCUUAAUUGUAUGUUAGAGAUUCUAUGGUACUACUAAGUAAUUUAAAAAAUAAACCAAAUGUUUAUCAAACUGAA